CCUAUCUCCGCCCGCCAAUACGGCACCAUAAGCUUGUCAGCAACAUACCGUCCUGUCAGAUCCGGCGAGUCGCGGACUUCCUGAGCAUUCAUGGUCCUUAGCGCGCAAGAUCAGAGGGGGCGGGACGGCGCUAGAAGAGACAAUGAAGACCAGCGCAGACAUGAUGAUGACUGCCUCCCCCCAAGCGGAAAGAAGGGCUCUACCCAAAACGUCCGCAACCGCAACCGCGACCGCGACAGCGACAACGAUGAGGAGCUCCAGACACCAAUCCAUAUCUUCGUUCCGGGCGAAAAAUUGGAUACUGCGGUCCUAGUAGAAUAUGUCGCCCAAUAUCUCGACCGCGCCGCAAAGAUCACGUCCGCCCACCACCCCACGGACAAGACUCGCACUGGUUUCAGUGUGACUGGGAAAGGACCGCUAAAUGCUGCCAACCUCCGCGAUCUCAUCAAUGAUUCGAAAGACUGGGAUCUGGAAAGACAGAGUAAAGAAUAUCGAAGAAACCCAUAUGACUACCGGGACUCGGACACUGCACAACGUCGAGCGAGAAAAGGCCCUUCGGAAGGCAGCAUCCUCCUGGGAAAGCAAUCGCGACAGACACGGGAAGCACAUGUCGCCUCUGGUGACAGUCCAGUUCGCCGACACUCAUACGGCGCAUCUUCCCAGUCUCAACCACCACCCGAGAAAGCAGAUCCACUCAACGCGACUCUGUCACCCCUCGCUAUCUCAGACGCUGCAAAGACCUUAACCUCGAAUGAAACCCCUGACUAUCCAGGCUCCCCGCCUCAAUACAAGACCGAGGCCCUUGACGCUGGCAGGUGCGCGAAUUCGCGUGUCGGAAUCCCCCAGCAUCGGCACCAUAUCCAGGAACCAACUCCACCCCCAGACAGUCCACCCGAACAGCCGCUUGCCCUGUAGCUCGGACCGCCAUCAAACUCCCGUCGCCGAUAGUUGAGGCCUAGCAGGCGGAAGAGAAGGAGUGCUUCUUGACCUUCAAGCCUGACAGUAUGGAAACCGGUCCACAGCCGGAGCUCAGCACCAACCCAGGACGCGCCUAGCCUUGUGUGGUUAUAUGUGCUCAUGCCCAAUUUCUUGUCUUUUCUCUUAAAUUCCAGUGAUUUUGCUUUGGUAGGGCACUCGUUUCGUGGCCCUAAUGAGACUAAAGCAGGUGUGAACGAAUGUUACGAUUGGAAUGACCGCGCGACCCCGCGCACCUACCAGGAUCGCAAUGCUUGUGCGAUAGCCGCUUUUGCUGUUCAAGUCCUGUACAUUGAAUAACAAUAUUUGAUAUAUGGAUAUAACCCGACGACUUGAAAGAC
Cladophialophora immunda is the source of this 1316-nucleotide messenger RNA. RefSeq lists its product as uncharacterized. The transcript has 5 exons. The record is from RefSeq and is a predicted model, not a curated record. Lineage: Eukaryota; Fungi; Ascomycota; Eurotiomycetes; Chaetothyriales; Herpotrichiellaceae. The coding region runs from base 91 to 915 and encodes 274 amino acids.